CUGACCCACGGUUACGAUAGACGAGGAAGAAACCUGAAGUCCCCUUUGAGGCGGCAUAUUCCAGUGUGACGGUUCAAAACGAUAUAAGGCGUACGCGCGCUACAGGCAAUACCCCAGUACCUCGUCCACGGCCUUGUCACGCAAAAACCUUCCACACAAGUACCAUAUCUUUUACAACAGCGUAUGUUUUGACACUGUGAGUUCGCCAAGGCUGCAGCUGCUCAUUGAGAGGCUAUCACAGGAAUAAGAUCCAGGAGAGACACCGUCCGUGAAAUAGUCAUGUUGUCCACAGACCACACCUCCAAGCAAAGGCGAAGAUACGCCUGAUAUGGGGAUAACCAACUUGCAGUGCAGCGAUGAGACAUUUCUCUGCGAACACGGGGUUCUGGCGGUUGACUGUUACUUGUCCUCUUCUUAUGAGCUCCCGGUUUCUGGACCUAGAAUGGAUACAGCAUCCUAUCUCCGCUUACGCAUCCUUAAGGAUGUCUUUCGGCACGCCUCUGUCAUGCUGUCGGCCCCCAUUGAUUGGUUGGUAAUGCACCUUACGGUCGUCCAAAAACACACGUUGGAAUCAGUCACCGUCUCUCCAUUCUUCCUUCCGCGCGUGAAGAGCGCCCUCGACAACCUCGGACAUUGUCGCAAGCAGAUCUGGGAAGCCUUACGUCCAUACGCGGGGACCAUUGAUAACGCGGACUAUUGUCUUCGAGUGUUUAUGUGGCCAAGAGACGGGCCGGAUCUCAAUACUCUCGGCAGAUUGUGAGUGUUUCCCGGGACAAACCGAAUGCAUGGUAGAAAAAUUCUGGACUCAGAGCGUUUUGUUGAAAACACCCCACGCGGGGUUUAGUAUGGAGAGCAUACUGGCGUCUCCUUUAGCAUGCGAUAAGAGGUUGGAGGGCCGAAUUGAGAUAGCCUGUAUUGUUUUUUGGGUUCUUUGUUUUCUGGCUCUAAGGAAAUCCAGCCCUAAUUGUUCUGGGUUGCGGUCAGGAAAAUUAAGACCUGACUGCACCUAGUUUGACCAGUCCCUAGUCGGUCAC
Molecule: messenger RNA, 1034 nt
Organism: Aspergillus vadensis CBS 113365
Lineage: Eukaryota; Fungi; Ascomycota; Eurotiomycetes; Eurotiales; Aspergillaceae
Exons: 2
Coding region: 329-760 (143 amino acids)
Source: RefSeq, a predicted model, not a curated record